Messenger RNA from Pyrus x bretschneideri (Chinese white pear), 1899 nucleotides. RefSeq names its product alanine aminotransferase 2-like. The transcript is spliced from 15 exons. Gene Ontology annotation, molecular function: L-alanine:2-oxoglutarate transaminase activity; pyridoxal phosphate binding. The record is from RefSeq and is a predicted model, not a curated record. Lineage: Eukaryota; Viridiplantae; Streptophyta; Magnoliopsida; Rosales; Rosaceae. Bases 27 to 1658 code for a protein of 543 amino acids. Gene Ontology annotation, biological process: biosynthetic process.
CUCUAUAAAAACAGAGACUGUAGAAGAUGCGGAAAUUUGGCAGCGGCAGAGUCAGAGAUCUUCUCAUCCGUUCCUUUCAGCAAAAGCAGAUUCGUUCAACCACCUCCUCCUCUGUGUUUUCUUCUUCUCACUCGCGUUUCCUGUCCGCUGCUCCAGCUGUAGAUGCCCCUCCUUCUUCUCGUCCCAUGGCUGAUCACUCUGCUUCACGUCCCUCUCCUCCCGUCACUCUCCAGAACAUCAAUCCCAAGGUUUUGAAAUGUGAAUAUGCUGUCCGAGGUGAAAUCGUCACCCUUGCCCAGAGGUUACAAGAAGAGUUAAAGGCGAAUCCAGGCUCUCAUCCCUUUGAUGAGAUUCUCUACUGCAAUAUCGGAAAUCCUCAGUCUCUUGGUCAACAACCGAUAACAUUUUUCCGAGAGAUUCUUGCAUUAUGCGACCAUCCAGCCAUCUUGGACAAAAGCGAAACACAGGGUUUGUUCAGUGCCGAUGCAAUAGAGCGGGCAUGGGAGAUUCUGGAUCAAAUUCCUGGAAGAGCAACUGGUGCUUACAGUCACAGUCAGGGUAUCAAGGGUUUACGUGAUACAAUUGCUGCUGGAAUUGAAGCUCGUGACGGAUAUCCUGCUAAUCCGAAUGAUAUUUUCUUAACCGAUGGUGCAAGCCCUGCGGUCCAUAUGAUGAUGCAAUUGCUGAUAAGUUCAGAGAAGGAUGGGAUUCUUUGUCCCAUUCCUCAAUACCCUUUGUACUCUGCAUCAAUAGCCCUCCACGGUGGCACACUGGUUCCUUACUUUCUUGAUGAAGCAUUAGGGUGGGGAUUGGAAACUUCCGAGUUGAAGAAGCAAUUGGAGGAUGCGAAGUCCAAGGGUAUCAAUGUAAGGGCCUUGGUUGUGAUAAAUCCAGGCAACCCAACAGGACAGGUUCUUGCCGAGGACAACCAGCGGCAGAUUGUGGACUUCUGCAAGCAAGAAGGACUUGUUUUGCUGGCAGAUGAGGUUUAUCAAGAAAAUGUUUAUGUACCUGAUAAGGAGUUUCAUUCAUUCAAGAAGGUAUCCCGAUCUAUGGGAUAUGGCGAGCAGGAUAUUUCUCUGGUAUCAUUUCAAUCAGUCUCUAAAGGGUACUACGGGGAGUGUGGAAAAAGAGGUGGUUACAUGGAAGUCACUGGAAUCAGUCCUGAAGUAAGGGAACAAAUAUACAAAAUGGCAUCCGUAAAUCUUUGUUCUAAUAUCUCGGGUCAGAUUCUUGCAAGCCUUGUCAUGAGUCCACCAAAGGUUGGAGAUGAAUCCUAUGAAAUGUAUUUGGCAGAGAAGGAUGGAAUUCUGUCAUCCCUAGCAAGGCGUGCAAAGGCAUUAGAAGAAGCAUUGAACAGCUUAGAGGGUGUGACAUGCAACAGAGCAGAAGGAGCAAUGUAUCUCUUUCCCUGCAUAACCCUGCCGCAAAAGGCAAUUAAAGCAGCAGAGGCUGAAAAGACAGCCCCAGAUGCAUUCUACUGUCACUGCCUUCUCAAUGCCACAGGAAUUGUUGUCGUUCCUGGUUCUGGUUUUGGGCAGGUUCCGGGCACCUGGCAUUUCAGAUGCACUAUAUUGCCCCAAGAGGAUAAAAUUCCAGCCAUUGUCACCCGUCUGACGGACUUCCACAAGUCGUUCAUGGACGAGUUCCGCGACUAGAAAACCCUUGUGGUGUGAUCUUUCAGGAUAAGCGCCAAAUAGAGAUGAACAUUUGUGUCAAAACUUUAUAAUCUUUUGUUCAUGCGGUAGAUAAACAGGUCCAGGUACAGUCGUACUGGCUGUUAUGAGAAUAACAUGUUAUUCUUACUAGGGCUUUUUCUAGUUUGAAUGGCAUAUCAAGUUGUGCAUCAUUUUGUUUUCUUGUUUUUAGACCAUCAAUAAUAUUUAGCUUUUUCAAUAA